GAGGUCAAAGGUCAGACCAAGAACUGAUUCUGCUGAAACUGCAGACAAGAAGUAAACGAUCUGACAGAGGGAGAAAUAUUUCACAAUUGAAGGAGCCAGCAAAAAAAUAUCUUGCGUUACACUAACAGAAGAUUUAACAGACAGAGACACUGAAACUUUCACAGAAUAUAUGAGUCUGACAAAGUGAAGCUGGAACUGGGUGAAACUGAGUCUAAGUAGCAGGAGCAAAUUUUGACUGACAAGAAAAACCUCUGGAGAACAUUGAGAGAACGUUUGGAGGCUGGGCCUCCUGUAGUCCUGAAGAACAAAGACUGAAGUCCAUCGAUCUAUCAGUCCAUCGAUCCAUCAGUCCAUCAAUCUAUCAAAGGAAAAUGGCUGUCAGCUCACCGAGAGACAAGUAUUUUGGCGUCUGGCUGAUUUUCUUCAUACUCGGUUUGGGAACACUGCUGCCCUGGAACUUCUUCAUGACUGCUACCAUGUACUUCACCAGCCGCCUGAAGGACUCCUCAUUGGUCCAUUAUUCAGCCAAUCAGACGGAGGCAGCAGGUGAACAUCAGAGCAUUCUGGAGGCCAAAUUCAACAACGUGAUGACGCUGUGCGCCAUGCUGCCGCUGCUCCUCUGCACCUGCCUCAACUCCUUCUUGCAUUCACUUAUUCCUCAGCGUCUACGUGUGAUGGGCAGUCUGAUCAUCAUUAUGUUUGUUUUCAUCGCUACCGCCAUCCUCGUCAAACUUCCUCUGGAGCCGCUGCCCUUCUUCUCCAUUACCAUGGUGAAGAUUGUCAUCAUUAACUCAUUUGGGGCAGUGCUUCAGGGCAGUCUGUUUGGGAUGGCCGGAUUGCUGCCAGCUUCAUAUACAACUCCAAUCAUGAGUGGUCAGGGACUUGCUGGAACCUUCGCUGCCUUCGCCAUGAUCUGCGCCAUCACAAGUGGCUCAGAGCUUCAUGAUGCAGCGUUUGGGUAUUUCAUCACAGCCUGUGUUGUUAUUUUUCUGUCCAUCCUUUCCUACAUCCUGCUGCCUCGACUGGAGUUUUUCCAGUUUCAUCAGGACAGAAACAGGAAACAGAGAGCAGACGAGAACAACUCAGUAAAUCUGAUGAACAGAGAGAAUAAUGACGAAGCAGCUGAUCAGAAUAAACAACGCGUUCCCAUGAUAGAAAUCUUUAAGAAGAUAUGGCUGUUGGCUCUGUCAGUCUGUUUCACCUUUACCGUCACCAUCGGCACGUUUCCCGCCAUCACUGCCGACACCAAAUCCACCCUUGCUGACGGAGGAUUGUGGGAGCGGUACUUCAUCCCCGUGAGCUGCUUCCUGCUCUUUAACCUGUGUGACUGGGGUGGGCGGAGUUUAACAGCCAUCUGUAUGUGGCCCAGGAAGGACAGUCUGCUACUUCCUGUGUCCAUCGUUUGUCGUCUCGUCUUUGUUCCUCUCUUCAUGUUGUGUAAUGUUCAACCUCGACUCAACCUGCCCGUCGUCUUCCAUCACGACGGCUGGUUCAUCUUCUUCAUGAUCCUCUUCGCCUUCAGUAAUGGAUACCUGGCGAGCCUGUGCAUGUGUUUUGGUCCGGAGAAUGUUCUUCCUCAUGAAUCUGAAUCAGCCGGAGCCAUCAUGGCCUUCUUUCUGUCUCUGGGUUUGGCUUCAGGAGCUGCUCUGUCCUUCCUCCUCAGAGCACUGGUUUAACUAUGACACUAUGUCUUCAUCAGUGGACUAACUGGGACACUAUGUCUUCAUCACUGGAUUAACUGGGACACUACAUCUUCAUUACUGGUUUAACUGGGACACUAUGUCUUCAUCACUGGUUUAAUUGGGAUGCUUCAUUCUAUCUCCUGAACAAACGGCAGCAUCACUGAGUUUUUUUCAGAAUGAACCAUAAACUGAUGAAACACGCUGAGGAGCUGAACAAACUGAAGUUAACAUCCAUCCUGAUGGUGAUGUUACAGUCUGAUGGUGAUGUCAUGGUCUGAUGUUGAUGUCACAUUUUGAUGGUGAUGUCACAGUCUGAUGGUGAUGUGACGGUCUGAUGGUGAUGUCAUGAUCUGUAAAGGUCACUUGAAAUCCGUCAGUCCUGAAUUCUGUCUCAUGUCAUGAUUCUAGUGGACAGGACGUAUGUUGACAGUUGACUUUGACAUACAGAUGAAGUCUUUAUUCAUAAUUUCAGUUUAAUCGUGAUGCUUUUAUUUUGAAAGGUGUAACAGGAAACUGUUUGUGACGGUGGUGUCAAAUCUCAGAGAUAAAAAUAGACCAGUGCAGAGUUUAAGGUGGACCGACAUGUUUCUGUCUCUGCUUUGAUUUUGUGUCUUUAACACUGUCAUGUCUGAAAACAAACUGACUUCAGUGGAUUUUGAGAUUUUUGGGAACGUGCAGGGUAGGUCACGUCACAUGUCACAUGUCAUAUGUGUGUUAGUGUGUAUGUGUGAAGUCAUACAAUAAACUAACAGACGUGCGUGAA
Epinephelus lanceolatus (giant grouper) is the source of this 2445-nucleotide messenger RNA. RefSeq names its product equilibrative nucleoside transporter 1-like. Lineage: Eukaryota; Metazoa; Chordata; Actinopteri; Perciformes; Serranidae. Gene Ontology annotation, biological process: uridine transmembrane transport. Gene Ontology annotation, cellular component: plasma membrane. Gene Ontology annotation, molecular function: nucleoside transmembrane transporter activity. The record is from RefSeq and is a predicted model, not a curated record.